Molecule: messenger RNA, 3890 nt
Organism: Rhineura floridana
Lineage: Eukaryota; Metazoa; Chordata; Lepidosauria; Squamata; Rhineuridae
Gene: PRR5
Product: proline rich 5
Exons: 11
Coding region: 972-2189 (405 amino acids)
Biological process (GO): TORC2 signaling
Cellular component (GO): TORC2 complex
Source: RefSeq, a predicted model, not a curated record
GCCACCGCCCCCUUCCUCUCUCUCUUUACCAGCCGGCAUAGCGCAUCUCCACUGGUGGAGAUCGCUCUGCGCCGUCGCUUUGCUCUCAGCAGCCAAGCCAGGCAGCCGGACGGAACCCCCAAAGAGGGCAGGCAAUCAGCGAACCCCGCAAGGCGAGGCAGCUCUGGGGAGGCUAAAAUGGCAGCGAAAGGCAGCAGCGGCAGACACCGCCUCGGCGCAAGACCCAACUUGCGCAGCGUCUGAUCGGAUAGCCGCCAAGGCUCCCCACCUUCCACCUCCGCCCGCGUGCCCUUAAGCGAGGCUCCCUCCCAGUGCUUCUCGCCAUCGUCCAAAAGGCACUGUGAGUGAAGCGAGCAGUUUAUACAUUGCGUGGCUGCGCUUGGAUGUCUGUCUGCUUGUCUCGCCUCUGCGAUCGUUUCAUUUCCCCCGGGCCAUUUGUCAUUUUGGGCGGUGGGGCAUUCCUGCGAGAGCCUGACAGCUUCUUCUCCGCGAGAGAGCUGCUCUCUUCCAGGAGGGGGAUCUCCUUGGCUGAUUUUCGUCGUUGGUUCUAGGCGUUGUUUCCCCCCCACUGAACCGCGGGUGGCGGCGGCGUUGGCGGCGUUAAACCCUAAACAAGACUGCUGUAUUAGCAAAGAUGGAAUCGUCAGCCGCGCUUCCCUGGCAAGCUGGAGGCUUCGUGUGGUUUAAGGCAAUCGGCUCUCGAAUUUCUCGCCCCGCGUCCCGUGUCUAAAACUGCAGCAGUCUUACAAAGAACUACCUUGCUUCAUGCAGCUUCUGUAGACUGCCAGAAAUCUCCAGUUGUGGCACUGGGAUGUAGUGAAAUAGUGCAGUUUUUGACCACUUCAUUUCAGUGCUUUUCUGUGAAUCCUUCAGCAGGUGUCAUGGCUGGGCUGUGGACAGCAGUCUGAGAUGAGCCAGGAAUCAGGAGCCAUGGGACAAGUCCAGUAGUCAGGAGUGAAGAGUUGAAGUUCAUGAGUUCGCCCAGCCUCAGUGAUCUGGGCAAGAGAGAGCCGGCAUCCUUGGAUGAGCGGGGGACCCAGCAGCGACGGGCCUGCUCCAACGCCACCUGGAACAGUAUCCAUAAUGGAGUAAUAGCAGUGUUCCAGCGAAAAGGGCUUGCAGAACACGAGCUUUACAAUCUGAAUGAAGGAGUCAGACAGCUACUGAAAACUGAGUUGGGAUCCUUUUUUACUGAAUAUUUACAGAACCAGCUGCUUACAAAAGGCAUGGUGAUCCUGAGGGACAAGAUCCGGUUUUAUGAAGGACAGAAACUUUUGGAUUCCUUGGCUGAAACAUGGGAUUUCUUUUUCAGUGAUGUCCUGCCCAUGCUUCAGGCUAUAUUCUACCCUGUGCAGGGAAAGGAACCCUCUGUCCGCCAACUAUCUCUGUUACACUUCAGGAAUAUUAUAACUCUCAAUAUUAAAUUGGAAGAUGCUUUAUCCCGUUCCCGAGCAAGGGUUCCUCCUUCCAUUAUUCAGAUGUUGCUUAUCCUACAGAGUGUCCAUGAAUCAAAAGGAGUGACUGAAGACUAUUUAAAACUGGAAGCUUUGUUACAGAAGGUUGUUUCACCUUACUUGGGUACAUAUGGCUUGUACUCCAGCGAUGGGCCUAUCACACACUCUUCAUGCAUUUUAGAAAAACGUUUCUUCCGACGAUCUAAAUCGGGGGACAUCCUUGCCAAGAACCCUGUGGUGAGAUCCAAAAGUUACAACAAUCCUUUGCUGACCCCAGUAGCUGAGUACGAAACCGAGGGUGCAGCCCCCAAUGGCACUGGCAUCCGAAGACACUCUGUUUCUGAAAUGACGUCCUGCACAGAGAUGCAGGGCUACUCCAAUCUCACAACCAUCACAGACAAUGGCUCAAAGAGCUCCAUGGUCACCAUGAAGAAUUCGCAGCCAGGAGAGUCAGAAAGGCUUUCUGCCAGCUCGAUGCAGUGCCCUAGCAACCUGAAUGCACCUGAACAACAAAAAGGACUCUUUUACCCAAGAGAUGACCAAAACAGGGCAUUUGAGCUGGCCAGGGACUCAGACUUGAUUGCCAUAGCCCCUACAGCCAGCCCUGAGAAUAUAGUGGACCAAAUUUUGGAGUCUGUCGACUCAGAUUCUGAUGGGAUUUUCAUUGAUUUCAGCCAAAGCUGCUCAAGUUCAUCAGGGUACAAUGUGGAUGUGAGCAGGCAGAGUAUUCUCUGAAGGAUUCUAGAUAAGAAUCCUAGUUUGUGCUUAGGAAUACAGGAAAGCCUCUUUUAUCUGGAUGGUGUUAGAAGGUAAUCAGAAAAUACUGAAUAGUCAGAAAAUUCAGAUAAAAAGGGUGCUUCUCAGACCAUUGGGACAUGAGAGGGACAUACAGAAAAAGCGGAUGAUCAUGGUUUAGACAAUGGUAAUAAACACUGAACCUUAGUUGUUGGAAAGUGUCCCUGUUCCACAGAUUUCUGAGGAGCUUUGACAGGCCACAUCAGCCACAGGCCAAGCCCAUAAAAGCAACACUCGGUUCCACAAGUGGCCAGCCUGGGGCACAGGUGCUACAUGGGGAACAGGCAAGGGAGCAUGGACCUGGGGUCUCCAGCCUGCCUCUGCUCUGUUAACACUGCUGCCUAUUCCCUGGAUCAACAGACUGGAGGCAAACUACAAUAAACUACCUAGCAUUGUGGAGUGGACAGCUGCGUGUGUACUGUAGUGCACACUAGACUUGCACUCAUUCUCUGGACUUGACUUGUGGCACAUUUUCCAAAAGGUUUGGCCACGUGUUUUAUUCCCUUCCCAUUCUUCUACCUCUUAGGACUGAUGUGUAGAUUACCUACAUGGAAUGGGUUGUGUCCCAGUAACAUCAGUGAACAGGAAUCAUGUGCAACUCGCAAAUGUGAUUACUUGUUUGGAAAAUAGUAACAUCAUUCACCUAGCCCACGUGGUUCCUGCUGACAGAUGUUAUCAGUGUGGUUUGGUGGGACCUAAACAGAUGGAUUGGUUCUCACUCCUAAAGGAAAGCAUAUGAAUUGGGCUGGAGGAUGUGUCUGUGUGAGAAUCUCCUGGGUUUCCAAUGCAAUGCUUUAACCUAAAACUGAAGGAAGAAAUUUCAGAAGAAGCAGGAUUAUUGAGGAAUCGGGGAGAAUGAGUCCUCAAUGGUAGUGCAAACAAGCAGGAAACCAGUGUGGGGAGAACACUGUGAAUCAGAUGCACUGAAAGAGCAAAUCAAGGGGCAGGUUAAUGUGCUCAUGCACACAGUUUGAUUUACCACUGGAUUACUGACACCCAAUGGCAUGUAGAUGACUGUUUGAACUGACCCCCUUAAAAAGCUGUGCCAAGUUAGUCACAAUUAACUUAAGCCUCAUUUGUUUUAAUUGGGACUUAGCCACUCACUUCAAUUGGGGUUGGGGCCAUUAAAUUUGAGUGAUAUGAAAGUUCUAUCUAUGGUACUUGAUCUGUGAUGACCCAUUCAUACUUUAGAAGUCAUCAUUUAAUGUUGCAGUCAUCCUGUAGAGAGCAUGCAUGUGUGAACCAGCCUGCAACACACACACACACACACCCCUGAAAAUGCCCUUAGACAUCUUACUAUCUUUGUAUAUUCCCAAACAGGAAACUGUUUCCUUUGUCAAACACUGUUGUUAAGUACACAUUUCCCACCAUGCUACUGAAGUCUCUUGAAUGGCAAUAGCCCCCCUCACAUUUUAUCACUUCCAAACAUAAAAGCAAAAACCAGGCUCUUUGAAAGUUAAGAUUUCUUUGGGAUUCAGAAGUAAGAAACAUUUGUUUUUAUUAUAAAGAGAUUGUGCUGGCUAAUAGAAUCUGAUGAUUUAUAAUGACCUUUUUUAUUUUUCUCAAUACGUCAGCGCUCCCUUUACCGAUCAGUGACUGAAAAGUCUAAACAGAAUUGAAAUAAAUAGUGUGCUAUAUAAA